GAAUGGAUCCUGCCGGGUGGUACACUGGGAUCCUCUACACGGUGGCUCUGCUCGCCGUGAUACGAACACGAUGCGGGGUCGAUGGGUGGAAGCUGGAUAAUCGGAACAUUCUCUACACCAAUCAGGAUGUUUCGUACGAGUGUCCCAUCAAUACGAUGUGCCGGUGUGCCAGUUUGCCGAAUGAAACGGCACUGCUCCAGAUCAACUGCAAUGAGGUCUCGCUGUACAAAUUCCCAGAAUUCCUUCACGGAACGAUAAAGCACAUUGAUAUGUCACGAACAUUCAUACACAACGUGGACGACGAGACGUUCCAGGGGCUGCGGCUCGAGUCGCUGAAGCUGGUCGAUAACAAGAUUCAGGACAUUUCCGAGAAGAGUUUCAACUUCAUGCAGCACUCGCUCGUAUCACUGGACAUCUCGGACAAUCAGUUGCAAGGAUUGCCGCUGGAUUCACUGAAAAAUGUCCACACGUUAAGCCGAUUAGUGGCACAGAGAAACAACAUUCACCACCUGGACGGGAACUGGGGUAGCCUGGCGGAUUCGUUGCGGAGUUUGCACAUUUCCGGUAAUUCGAUUUCGGAGCUGUCGCUGUUUUUGCACGAGGACAAACGGUCGAAUCAUACGGUGCCGACAUUUCAGGCAUCGUCUUCGAUUAUCACCGCAAAGCACCAGCUGCAACCACUGCAGACGCCUCCGCUGCCAACGCAAUCCCAGCAGCAGCAACAACAGCAGCAGAAACCGUUUGCCAAGCUGAAAAAAUUAGUGUGGCUGGAUAUCAGCUCCAACAGGAUAGCGCACAUAAGUCCGAAUACUUUUCCGAAAUCGCUGGUGACGAUUGAUUUGUCGAAAAACAUUCUGGGUGCGUUUCCGGCGGCCGUGCUGGAACAUUUGCACGAUUUGAGGAUCCUGUCGCUGAAGGACAACCUGAUCGGGAAGCUGGUGGGAGUGGAGCUGGGAGGGGCGCGGAUCAAAUUUGAAAAGUUGGAUCUGAGUGUAAACCUGAUAGACGAGCUGCCGCCAGGGCUGUUCAACGGAACGGUUCGUGUGAAGGCUAUCAAUUUCGAUAAGAAUUUCAUCCGGGUCAUACCGGUGGAGGCGUUCCGGGAUCUGGGGGUGGUGCACAUGGUGUUGGCAUUCAAUUUUAUUGAAUCGGUCGAUGAUGAAGCGUUUGCCACGUUGGAGCACACGCUGGAGUAUUUGGACCUGGAACGGAACCGGCUGUUGGUGGUACCGAAUGCGAUUAGUAGUUUGAAUAAAUUGCGGUAUCUGUACUUGACAUCAAAUGAACUGACGGCCGUGAAUCGGCUGCCGCCGACGUUGAAAGUGCUGUCAUUGAGUGGCAAUAAUUUUACUUCCAUUCCGGUGGAUGGACUCGCUAAUUGCACGGAGCUGUCCUAUCUGAAUAUGGGCUACAAUAAAAUAGCGGAAAUUGAAGAGAACGAUUUCGUCGGAUGGGGUGCCAAUUUGCAGACACUGCUGCUGAGGAACAAUAAAAUAACCAGCCUCAAUUAUGGGGUUUUCAAUGGACUGGACACGAUUAAGGAGAUUAGUUUGAGCUUCAACGACAUUCACUACGUGCAUCCGAACGUGUUCGAUAAUGUGUCCGGCACGUUGAAGAUCCUGGAGCUCUCGUUCGGCAUCUAUCGGGAGGAAUAUCCAAUGGACGCACUGAGCGUGCUAACCGAGUUAAUGUGGCUUGGGCUCGAUAAUAACAAUCUAAAGGUGAUUCCUGACGAGGCCCUUUCCACUCUGAACCAGCUGACGUACGUGAAUUUUGCAUUCAACCGGAUCACCAUCCUGCCACGUACGGUGUUCCGUUCGGACAUUCACAAAAAUCUCGUCGAAAUUGAUUUAUCAUUCAAUCAGAUUGAAACGCUUCACACCGGCACGUUCGAUAAUCUGGAGCUGAUUCAAAUCAUAAAUUUGUCGUCGAACAAAAUAAAAACCAUCGAGAAAAACAGUUUUUAUGAUUUGCCCUACCUGACGUACGUGGACCUGUCAUUCAAUGGGGUGCAGAACGUGAGCGAAUGUGCGUUCAGUUUCCUGCCGGCGCUGCUCAGUGUGGACCUGAUGUACAACGAGUUGAGCUCGUUCCCGUUGAAAAUGUUCAAGCACGUUUCGAAUGCCACCACCCCCAUGAGGCUGAAUAUUAGCAACAAUGCGAUCGAUAAUUUCGACGGUGAUGUGAACUCUCUGCUCUAUGUCUACUCACUGGACGCCAGCCACAAUCUGCUUCAGGAGGCGGACGUAUUCCAAGCGCUGGCCUACUCCCUCCGCAUCCUCUAUCUCAAUUGGAACAAUUUCACCACGCUCGGAAAUCACGCCUUCGGUGAUUUACAGAUACUGGAAAUUCUCAACCUCGCUCACAACAAUAUAUCAUCAUUAAGACGGCGCAGCUUCGCCGGGUUGGCCAACCUGCAGGAAUUCGAUUUGAGCCACAACAAGAUUGAAGUGCUCCAAAUUGAGCAAUUUUCCCCACUGAAAAAGCUUCGUCUAUUGAAGCUGAACAACAAUCGCCUUCGGGCGGUUCCACGGGAUGCUUUUCUAAACACGCGUAUCGAAUAUUUGGAUCUUUCCAACAACCUGUUCGCGGCCUGGCAGGCAACAGCAUUCGCCGACAUCGGAUUCACCCUUCGCUCUAUCCAGUUUAGCAACAAUCUGCUGGAAUUCCUCGACUCUUACAUGUUCACUAGCACGCAAUUCCUGCUGGAGCUAAACCUUUCCUCUAACCAAAUCAAAAUCAUACCCGACAAUGCCCUAGCCAAUCUGAACAAUCUCACCAUCCUGGAUCUCAGCUGGAACCCCUUCCUGACGGUGAACUUUAAGGAAAUCUUCCUCAACGUCCCACGCCUUCAUGAACUCCACCUCCAGCACGCCGGCCUGUACCGAUUGCCCUCCCUGAUACUGCCUCAGCUUGUCACCAUCGACAUCAGUCACAACCACAUUCAAGAGAUCGAAUCACUCGAAGAACUCUACUACCUCCGAGAAGUCUACGCCAAGGACAAUAAAAUCAACAACAUCACCAACCUGCUCCGCAACCUACCGCAAUCUAUCCGCGUGCUGGAAAUCUCCCGCAACCCCAUCCGAAAGAUCUCCUUCCACGAUUUCGCCCAAAACCGCCGGCUGGAAGAACUCUUCAUCGAGGACAUCAAAAUCACCAAUCCGGACAUCUUCAUUAAACUACACAAUCUGAAAAAACUUCGCAUCAACUCCCAGCACAACUUCUCCGAGCUCAUCUCCAAGCUGCGCGGUCUCCAGGAGCUCUACGUCACCGUGUACGAAGAACACCUCGACGACAGUCUCUUCACGGCCAAAAUGCACACCAUCACCAAGCUGAACCUACUGGAAAUCACCGGCCGCCGGCUGGUGUCGAUCCACCACAAAGCCUUCGUCGGGUUGGCGCGGAACCACGACCUGAAGCUGCGGAUACGAAACACCCUGGUGAACGACCUUCCGCCGGGCAUAUUCUACGCCCUCAAGUACAUCCCCCGGCUCAGCAUCGACCUGUCGGAUAACCUGCUGGCGGCGCUGGCGCCCGAUAGCUUCUAUCCGAAUGCGAGCUCCUGGGACGCGGUGGGGACCCGGAGCGUCAUCGGCGGUCUGGACAUCAGCAACAAUCCGAUGCAGUGCGACUGCGGCCUGGUGUGGCUGGGGCACUGGCUGAGGCGGUGGCUCCGGGAAACGACCCAGGUCAACCCGAUCCAGAAGGACGAGAUGCGCAAGAUGGUUCGGCGGGCGAAGCGAAGCACCUGCACGGAUCCGCAGACCGGUCGGCGGUUACCCUUCCUGGAGAUGUUCCCGGAGGAUUUGCUGUGCCACGCGAGUGCCCUCAGCAGUUUGGCGCUCAAGUUGCGCUUCCGGUUUAUGAUCAUCUGCCUGAACGUGCUGCUAAUAGUCGUACAUAAAUCUAGGAUUCUGAUAUUUUAAUGCUCGUCCGGACGGUGCAGGCAGAUCCGGCAUUCCGGCACUACUGGGAUUCGUUGAGCAUUUCGUAUUUAUUUCUUCUGUUUCACGACCGCAGUAAUUUCCUACCGGUGGUCUGGAGGUGAGGGAAUUAGUUAUCCUACCACAAUUUACCAGAAACUCAGUAUGGUGGUCGAAGGUAAGAAUGAGCGAGAAUGAGGUUCUAGUCUGUAAGCGAAGAAACAGUAUGUGUAUAGCUCUAUUUCUGAAUCCUGCAAUAUUGGAAGCGAACUCGUUGUACAUAAUAGUGAUUAUUUUUUUAAUCGAGUAAAAGGUCCAAAUUAGUGUUACAAAGAAGCAUCCGAGGAAGCGUCUUGGGAGUUCGGCUGAAUUGAGCAAGAUUGUUGCAGAGAUGCGUUGAGAGUAGCCUACUGAGGGAGUAAGCGCAAUUUGUUUCCCCAGUAGACGGACGGUAAGAAGCUCUUAAAAUGUGAUAAACGAAAGAUUUGCUAUAUAAAUCCAAACUUAUAAAACCGAAAUGAAAAUAAACAAUCAAUAAACUUGUAUUCAAAGGGCGAGAAGAGCAAACUUUUCCCCUCGGCAAAAGCGACAAGGAAAAAGCUCCCAUUUGUUCGUAACUAAUUUAAAUUUUAAUUUGUUCCUCUCACUCUGUCGUCGUGAAUUUCCUUUCCCCGUUCAAAACACACCUAGAGCAGAG
Ochlerotatus camptorhynchus is the source of this 4620-nucleotide messenger RNA. RefSeq names its product chaoptin. The transcript is spliced from 5 exons. Gene Ontology annotation, cellular component: extracellular matrix. The coding region runs from base 3 to 3926 and encodes 1307 amino acids. Gene Ontology annotation, molecular function: protein binding. The record is from RefSeq and is a predicted model, not a curated record. NCBI's taxonomy places the organism in Eukaryota, Metazoa, Arthropoda, Insecta, Diptera, Culicidae.